AUGACUUUUGAGAGAGGCCUCAACUUUGUGAGAAGACACUUUCAGAGUGGGAAGACAAUGACAGCCCUGAAUGGUGCAGUGAAAGCUGACAGCUUUUUUUUUUAUGGGGGCGUCAAAAAUCCUUCCAGGCUACUGUUUCCUUUCCACGGACGCGACAUUUCCAGACAGAACUCCCGUGAUGUGACGCUGAUAACACAUAGUAACCUGGAGCCCGGUGGAAAGAAAGGCCGAAGACUGAGGCAAACGCCGGUUUUGAAAUUGGUCUCCUGUCGGCGGUGGCUACCGAGGACAGCUCCUCUCCGCAGUGAGGAAUUCCCUUUUUGGACAGCGGCGACGGCACGUCUGGAUCCAGACACCGGCAGGAGCACGGAGCGCAGGAGGAGACCUGCAAUGGGCAAUUCGGGACUCCGAGCACUGCUCUUCCUUCUCCAUACAAUUGCUCAAACCAUGGCAGAACAAGAAGUUGAAAAUCUCUCAGGUCUUUCUACUAAUCCCGAAAAAGAUAUAUUUGUGGUGCGGGAAAAUGGGACCACGUGUCUUAUGGCCGAAUUUGCAGCAAAAUUUAUUGUACCCUAUGAUGUUUGGGCCAGCAAUUUUGUCGAUCUGAUCACCGAACAGGCCGACAUCCCGCUUUCCCGAGGGGCCGAAAUGAAGGGCAGGUGUGGCCACAACGAAUCCGAGCUACAGAUCUUCUGGGUGGACAAAGCUUACGCCCUCAAACUCCUCUUUGUGAAGGAAGUGCAUAACACCUCCACGGGGCAAGAGGCGUCCUGGAGGCUGAGCAAGGUUCAGUUUGUUUACGACACCUCCGAGCGGACCUACUUUAAAGACGCCGUCAAUCCUGGAAAACACACAGCAAACUCCCGCCGCCUGUCUGCCUUAGUCACCCCAGCUGGGAGGUCCUACGAGUGUCAAGCUCAGCAGACCAUUUCCCUCACCUCCAGCGACCACCAGAAAACCGUGGCUAUGCUCCUGUCAGCUGUCCAUAUCCAGCCCUUUGACAUUAUCUCGGAUUUUGUCUUCAGUGAAGAACAUAAAUGUCCAGUGGAUGAGCGCGAGCAGUUGGAAGAGACUUUACCCCUGAUUCUGGGGCUCAUAUUGGGACUGGUGAUUGUACUGACCAUCGCAGUCUACCACAUCCAUCACAAGAUGACGGCCAAUCAAGUGCAGAUUCCACGAGACAGAUCUCAAUACAAGCACAUGGGAUAGGGGGUGGUUGGACAGGUGACAUCCACACUAAACCCUUAUAAGAUGCAGAGAAACAAAAUCACCUUUUCCUCCUAAGCUAGGUCACACACAAUACAGCACUCAUUUUACUAAGUGAAAACGGACACUUCUCAUUGUGCAUCCAUAUUUAAUCCCAGUGGGGGACAUUCUUCUCUCAGGCUUGCUAGGAAGUUGUGAAUUCUUUCCCUCCAUGGGAACUCAUCCAACUUUCCAGCUUUCUUUAGCUUGCUUUGGCUCCCCUAGGCUAGGACAGGGGAGACACAGAAUGCAGUGUCAAGAGGAGAGUUUUCCCUAAGGAUUCAAAACAAAAUGAAUACUUAGUUUCAAAAGGAAACCCCUUUUAGGUUGGAUUUGGAUGCCUUUGUCAAUCAAUCAAUGGUAUUUAUUGAGCACUUACUGUGUGUAUUAAGUGCUUGGGAAAGUAUAAUACAACUGAGUCGGUAGACAUGAUCCCUGCCCACAAGGAGCUUUAUCCCUCUGGAUAUUUUUGGAUGAUGCUGCACAGUGGUUGAUGCAUCAAAUAUAGAGCACCAUGCUACUGCAAGUUGAUCUGAAAGUGAUACAAGCUUUUGGCUGGGCAUUUUGCAUGAAUCGUGAUUGUAUCUGAAAUGUUACAUUGCUACCUUCAACUGAUGAUUUCACAGCAAGAGAAACUGUCAAUAUUACUAUGCAGAGAAUUUCAGCCAUGAUAAAAUAUAAUUGGUGAAGUACUGAAACUUGAAA
Messenger RNA from Tachyglossus aculeatus (Australian echidna), 1950 nucleotides. RefSeq names its product lysosomal associated membrane protein family member 5 (gene LAMP5). NCBI's taxonomy places the organism in Eukaryota, Metazoa, Chordata, Mammalia, Monotremata, Tachyglossidae. Bases 1 to 1209 code for a protein of 402 amino acids. Gene Ontology annotation, cellular component: membrane. The record is from RefSeq and is a predicted model, not a curated record. The transcript has 9 exons.